Cuscuta epithymum is the source of this 2993-nucleotide messenger RNA. The record is from the annotation of a GenBank genome assembly. NCBI's taxonomy places the organism in Eukaryota, Viridiplantae, Streptophyta, Magnoliopsida, Solanales, Convolvulaceae.
GGAAGGAGCAAUCGACUUCUCAGUGACGACUCAAAAAAACUCCCAACCUCUUUAAUGGCUGUCUCCAAACGCCACCGUCAGUAAAGCUCAGAGAUGGCUGCUGGUGUGACCAAACUAGGCACGGCACUAUCCGUAGUCUUUGUAGCCUUUCUUUUAGCUCUCUUUGCUCAGCUCAUUCUUGUUCUCUGCCACCGCCGCCGCCGCCGAUGUACCGACCUUCCAGUCACCGGCGAUGCUGAACGAGCGCCUACAUCUUCAUCGGCUUCGAAAGUGCUUUUCAUGUUUUUCUGCCUCGGGACUGACACGCACGCCUCCCGGGUUGAACCCAGCGCCACCCCGAUGAGUCUCCACGAGUCGACCUGGCCCACCCCUGAGCCACCGGAGAUGGAUCUCGUCGAUCUGCUGAAGCUUUCCGGGGGCCUUCACGGCCCCUCAAAGAUUCUGUUCACGAUCAAGGAAGAAGAAAAGGAAGACUUGGAAUCGGUGUGUUCUAACUCCGCGGAGAAGGGUCUUCCAAAACGGAUAAUAAAGAAUGGCGGCGAAGACGGCGGGAGGAGCUUGGAGCAAUGUUUUGACAUGGAACCGCAGGUUGUCCGCGCAAAUGACGAUGAUAGCCGUGUGGAUGUAGAAACGACGCCGUUCUGUACCCCCUGCACUUCGCCGUCUUAUUUCACUCCCUCGGCCUCACCGGCUCGAUUACAUUCAAAUAUCAUGCCGCCGCCGGCCGCCGGCAGGUGACAUUUGGCGCUGCGUUGCCCUUUUCUUAAGUGAUGGAUUUAAUUCCGUUUUUAGCCUCCUAUUAUUAAUUAAAACAAAACUUUUUCUUUAUCUUUGACUUUUAUUUUUCUACCCUUAAUCGGUACCUGGUGAUAUUUUGUCUCUUGUAUUCUUCCGGCUAUCUUUUCACAAAAAAAAAAAAUACCUAUUGAUGGUCGGUAAUAUUACAAGUUUCAAAAUACCCAUCAUCAAUCAUUCGGUAGAAAAAGGAAAGUUAACGAUAAAAAAAUAGGAAUAAUGGAUAAGAAUAAUCUCAACCAUUAGUGAUUUGUUUUAAAUAAUCUAAAGUAUCAAUUAUCUUAAAAUAAUUUCAACUAUUAAAUUUUGUUCUCAAAGUACUUCACUUACUCAUGAAUAUUAUAAGUUAUUUAUGGAAAUUAUAAGUCACCGGAAUUUUGAGAAUAUUCUUCAAUAGUUUGGAUUAUUUUGAUAUAAUGGAUACUUUGGAUUAUUUCAAACAGAUAAUUAAUAGUUGAGAUUAUUCUUGUCCAUUUUUCCUAAAAAAAAUACACGUGGAAAGGAUUGUCAUAAUAGUGGUGGACAAAAUAGGAGAUAAAUCUUACUUUUACCUACUUAAUUAUUUAUUUUUAGAAAUAAAUAUUUUAAUGGAAUAUAAUUAUAACGAAUGUUAACUUAGUUUAUUAUCGCCAAAUAUCGUGUGGUCUUAUAACAUCACUGUAACACUGUCAAUGAGGAGGUUACGAGUCCAAAUCUCAUUCAGUUAAAAAAUGUUGGCUUUAGAAUAGAACAAAUGCUAUGAUAGGUUUGAACGCAUUGUGGACGUUAACUAUAUUGAUAACAUUUACUUCAUAUAAUUACAUAAUACCGCGUGUCACAUGUGGCAAGAGAGAAAAAGACACAUAAAUAUUAGUAAAGAAAAUAUUUUUCUCCUUAUUAUGUGAUUUUAGUAAGUUUUUCUCUACAUUUUCAAGAAUAAUAUCUAGAUGUAGACAUUAUUGAAAAAGAUAGGAAUGUCAUUCAUUUGUUUUUAGGAAUUUUAUCAAUCCAAGACAUAAAUCAAUUAUCAAUUCGGGACUUGAAAGAUGAAAGUUAUUGAUAUGAGACCCCAAUAAUGGAAAACUAUCAAUCUAGGAUCCAAAUGAUUGAAAAAUAUCAAUACAUGACCUAACUUUUCAUAAAUUUAAUAAUUUUUUAAUUUUUUUAAAAAUAAAUAUUAUUUAGUUUAUUAAACUAAUAAAUUUUGUGAAAAAAAUUCGUCAAAUAUUAGCAAUGGAAUUAAUAAAAAUUUAAAUAAAUCAAAACCUAUGAAAUGUUAGGUCAUAGAUUGAUAGUUUUUCAUCAUUCAGGUCCUAUACCGAUAUAUUUCAUCUUUCAGAUCCCGGAUUGAUAAUUCAUACAAUAUAUCUUUUGAGUCCCGGAUUGAUAAAAUUCCUUGUUUUUAUGUGUCCUUCACUCUGGUGAGUGGUGACACUUGUGCAUCAUGCAAGUUCUUGCAUUGGAAAUGCUUAUAUAUAUAAUGACCAUUUAAUUUGUACUAUUUCUUAAAGAAGUUCUAUAAUUUAAUUUCAUUGUGCUCCAGACUUUAAAUUUCUUAUUUAGAAAAGGUACCAAAGCAUUCAAGUAUCCCUCUUUAACAUGAUUACGAAUCGAGUCGAUAACAUCGAGUAAAAUUCGCCAAAUCCGUUGAGUUAUGGGAUUUUUUAAAAAUACAUUUUAUGAAUAUUUAAAGAAUAAAUUAUAUGAAAAAGAGCUAAAUUAUUGAAUAAAUCACAAAUGAUGGAUGAAUUGUUUGUGGAUGAAACUUAAUGAGUGAAGGAUGAUUCGGGUGAUGGAUGGAUGAGGGAGGACCUUCACCAACCCAAAUCUGACCCAUUGGUGGUCUAUUCGGAGCAAGUUCAUUUCUUAUUGAGUUACUCAACAUUCACUUUCUUGACUUCAUAAUCGCGACUACACAAAUAAUUGAGGCUAGAAGUGGACAUGGUCCCGAUCCCCGGACCGGUUUGAACCGGAAUCUGUCGGUUCUUAUUAUCAAACCAGGACGGGCGGAGCAGUUCAAUUAUAAGACUGGUACCAGGGUGGUUUAUGGAGACCGAUCACGAGCCUUAGCUAUUGGGUGCGACUGGGGAUGGUUCAGUCCUGGUUUGGUCACAAUGGCUCGUUUAUAUUUAUUUCUUGUUUCCUAUUGACUAAGUCAAUAUAGCUGUUGGAGGGGGGGGGGGAGAUCUUCCUGCAAUGGCUCUUAGGAUUGUUGGUAG